GUUGACUUAUUUAAGCCAACGAACUUUAGAUCCUUUCCCAUGUCUCAGCAGCCAACUACAAACUUUUAUGGAGAGAGAGAAAGAUAGAUCGUGGCCAAAAUAAGAAAAGACUCUUGGAAAUAGUCCUAAUCUGAAGCUUCUCUACACGUUAACGAGAAGAAAAAAAAAAGAAAGGUAUAUUUUCUUGGUGCAUCAUCUUCUUCUCUGCUCUCAAAAGUCAAGGCUACAUUCACUUGAUGUCUGCAUUGCAUCGGCAAAUUUAUGCAUGGAAAUAGUGAGUCGUGGGAGAGAUGAUGAUGCAAUGUUUAGAUGGAUUAAAGCACUUAUCCUUAAUUCUGUUGACUUGUUGUGAUGCUGAUCCUCCCAAGGGUCGUCAGAACCCUAAGGAUGUGGCUAGAGGCACUGUGUUUACUGUGAAUGAAAUUGAAGCUCUUUACGAACUGUUCAAGAACAUUAGCAAAGACGGGCUUAUCGAUAAGGAACAUUUUCAAUUCGUACUAUUCAAGAUGAACACAACAAGAAGCCUUUUUGCUGAUAGGGUGUUCGACUUAUUUGAUACCAAGCAUACUGGGAUUCUAGAUUUUGAAGCCUUUGCUCGUUCUCUUUCCGUCUUUCACCCCAACGCUGCAUUUGAGGAUAAGAUUGAGUUUUCUUUUAAGCUGUAUGAUCUGAAGCAGCAAGGGUCUAUAGAGCGACAGGAGGUGAAGCAAAUGGUGGUGGCGACUCUAACUGAAACUGGCAUGAAUCUUUCUGAUUAUGUGAUUGAGAGCAUCAUAGACAAGACUUUUGAAGACGCUGAUACUAAAAAGGACGGCAAGAUCGAUAAGGAAGAGUGGCGGACUCUUGUAUUGCGCCAUCCCUCUCUGAUACAAAACAUGAGCCUUCAACAUCUCAAGGACGUAACGAAGACGUUUCCAAAUUUUGUAUUUCACACUAUAGUGUCAGACAAUCCUAGUGAGCUGGAGGCAUAUGGAUGUUCAGGGAUAUGAAGAAAGGACCAAAAACUUUAUAAGAUUCAUUCUUUCUCCUAUAUUUCUUCUCCAUUAGUCCAUUAUUUUUAACAAGAUCACAAACGUUUUGAAAACUACAUUGUCUCUUCACAGGUUUGUUAUCCGCAAACUUGUCCCGUUAUCUUAUCUGUUGGAUUGUGCAAGUUGAUAAUUUUACUUGGCAUUAAGAGAUUAUGAUAUCCUUCUAUGUAUGUAUAAACUUUGUUUUCACACCAAUCUAAUUGUACCUGAAAA
Molecule: messenger RNA, 1244 nt
Organism: Camelina sativa (false flax)
Lineage: Eukaryota; Viridiplantae; Streptophyta; Magnoliopsida; Brassicales; Brassicaceae
Product: calcineurin B-like protein 6
Biological process (GO): calcium-mediated signaling
Molecular function (GO): calcium ion binding; kinase binding
Source: RefSeq, a predicted model, not a curated record